AUGGAGGACAAGGUCGUGUAUAUAGGGACGCACGUGGACCACGCCACCUGCAACAUGGACCCGCUCGUCCUUGGAGUUGGCGGCCAGGGCAGUCGAGCUGACUGGCCCGCGUCCGUGAAAGCUGCGCAGGAAGGCGACAAUCAGGCUCUGCAAAGGCUGCCUGCCCACGACCUCCGGGCGGCGCUGCACGCGCGCACGCCGCGGGGGCAGUCGGCUCUGCACGUGGCUGCCGCCUUUGGUCGCGGCAGCUUUGUCAAAGCGCUGCUGGCUCGGCGAGCAAACCCCAAGCAGAGAGACACGGCAGGUCUGACCGCGCUGCAUGCUGCCUCGGACGCCGGCCAAGCCGACACGGCCCAGCUGCUCCUGGACGCACGAGCUGAUGCCCUUGCGCGAGACCGUCAGGGCAAGCAGCCGCUACACAAGGCGGCAGCUUCGGGCCACGCAGCCCUUGUCUCCCUGCUUCUGCGCCACGGCAACGCCACGGCGCCCUCCAAGACACAGGAGCAGGCUUUGCACCUGGCGGCAGGACACUGCAGGCUCGUCCGGCUCUUACUUGCCGCCCGCGCAGAUCCGUCCAACGGAGACCGGGAGGGCGUGCAGCCCCUGCACUGGGCUGCUGCCUCUGGGAGCCACUGUUCCAUCCACCAGCUCUUGAACGCGCGGGCAUCCCUGAAAUCAGCAGAUGCGGUUCAUGGCGGUCAAGCCGUGCACUGGGCGGCGGCGAAUGGCCACCGUCAGCUUCUGGCGCAGCUCCUCGAGCUUCGUGCGACGCCUUGGGACCGCGAUGCCCAGGGGAGCGGGCCGUUUCACUGGGCUGCGGCCAAUGGGCAGGCAGAGGUUGCGGAGUAUCUGAGGCAUUUCAUGCUGGCCGGGAUGUAG
Symbiodinium natans is the source of this 879-nucleotide messenger RNA. The record is from the annotation of a GenBank genome assembly. NCBI's taxonomy places the organism in Eukaryota, Dinophyceae, Suessiales, Symbiodiniaceae.